AAGAGGACUUUGUACGGUGAUAAGUAUGUCGACGUUAUGAAGUCGCACUAUGAUUACUACAAAAGCAGGAUAAGGAUCGGUGUUGAAGGGUACAGUACUUCCCUUAAACCUAUUGAUCUCUACCGGGCUUUGGAGAGUCUUUUCAAGACAUGUGGAGAAGUCCACAACAUCCAGAUUCGCAGAGAUCCAGUGACAAAUGCACUCCAGAGGUCGUGCAUUGUUAUCCUUCGUGGAGAAGGCGCAGGAGACAAAGCCUUGCAACUCAAUGGAAGUGACAUUGGAGGAAGUAAGAUUGUCGUUACGAGUUUGCCUCCAGAACUCAGUGAACUCAGCACUGGGUUGAGUACUGAUGUACUCGCUGCUAGGAGCGUGGCACAUAAUCGAAGAAAGCGUAGCGAAGGCAUAUCCGUUACUGGAUAUGACACUUCACUUACUAAAGAUGAUUUGAAGAAUGCUUUGACUAACCAUUUCUCCACAUGUGGCGAGAUUACCGACGUUUUCGUUCUCAACAGCCGUGCCCUGGUCUACUUCUACGGACUAGGCUCCAACAACCGAGCGGUUCAGCUGUCUGGAACCGACCUAGGAGGCUCCACACUGGUGGUCAAAGCCUUGCCCUAUCCAAAACCCAAAGGUAGUGCCUGGACCCGUUUGCGUUACCGUUUCAGGUCAGCCACUCUCUCAACGAUCACUGGGUGGGCACAUCAGAUGUGAGAGGAAUUCUGGUUUAGUAUUUUAUUUUAUGAAUUUCGGCUUGUUUGCUUGUUCUGUUUAGUACCCCAAAAAAAACUUAUAUUUCGGAUGUGUUUGAUUACUACAAAAAAAAACUUAUAUUUCGGAUG
Molecule: messenger RNA, 839 nt
Organism: Brassica napus (rape)
Lineage: Eukaryota; Viridiplantae; Streptophyta; Magnoliopsida; Brassicales; Brassicaceae
Product: nucleolin 1-like
Exons: 4
Coding region: 37-711 (224 amino acids)
Molecular function (GO): RNA binding
Source: RefSeq, a predicted model, not a curated record